CUUUUCAGUUAUAUAUCCAGUGAAAUACACGCUCACUCAGAUCAACCACUCGACCGGCGUACGCCCUCCCCGCAACCUCACAACAACUAUCGUUCUUCAAUGGCAUCAAGUCUCCCAUCAACAGUCUCGUCUUCACCUUGCCUUCCAUCAAUGUCAUCAAGAGUCUCCACCACAUCCGCCUCGUCGACGCGAAGACGAUCAGCUCCUGCCGCGUCCUCGCUGAUGAAGGGCAACAAGAAGGCGCCUCGAUCUAGAAACGGAUGCUGGACAUGCAGAAACCGAAAGAUCAAGUGUGAUGAGCUCCAUCCCAGAUGCACGCCUUGCACACGGUUAAAGAUCGCAUGCGACUACACCCGCCGCCUCAACUACAAAGAUGAUACCCCGAGAAUCAUGGUCAAGAUGUCGUCCAUGAUUGACACCACUGGCUGCCCUGUUUACGACGACAACGCACGAAGAAUCUUCACUCCUUACCAGUCCAUCCUCUCGGGCGACUACGAAGAAGACCACGACAACGGUUUCGUGAACUUCACCACGACAGACUUCUCGGGCGACCUCUCGGCCUCUGGCAGCCAAGCGCGAAAAUUCCCCUCGCUCAACUACGACGACAGCGACGGCUUCGACGACGACGAGUUCGAGGACAUGGACGAGGAGGUUCGGUACCCGCGCGCAAAGGCGGCCUCGCUGCCGGUUAAUAUGCUAUACUCGCACGUCGAGCCAAUGCGCUUCGGUGUCCCUGCUUCGGAGUCUUCGUGUCCUACGCCUGUCACGCGGAUUGACGAGGUGCAUUCUGAGUUUGGCUUCGCUGCCGGUGGCAACGCAAUCAAGAACGAGUUCGUCUUGUCGUCGAGCCCGUUCGUGGCUGGCCCAGAUGAGUGGUACUACCAGUCCAGUGGCCAUCCCUCGGCACAGCGGGCGCACCAGAGCCAGCAGCAGCACUUCAACCCCCAGCAGCAUCAGCAGGAGACAGACCAGCAGUCAGUAUUGAGCGCUCCAAAGACCUGGUCUGACAGCGCGUCAACGUGCUCGAGUUGGUCCCGUCCGUCGUCCUCGCCUUCGUCGCCACUGGACACGCUCCGCGAGAACUCGAGCUCGGAGUCGAGCUCAUGCAACCUCUUCAUGGGUGCGUCACAGCCGAUGGCUCAUCAACAGCAGCAACAUCAUCAGCAGCAGCAGCCUCAGUACCUUCCCUGCGCGCGACCGACAUUCUCAGCUCUGUACCCGCACAACCCGCAGCAGAAAGAGUUCGACGACAUGAACAACAUCCUGGCCUCCAACGAUCUCUCCAGCUGCUUGCGGAUGAUGCUCGCUGAGGAGAAGUCGGCUCCUGGCACUCUACCGAUGACGGCUCAUCCUGAAGAGUACAUGAACCAGAACCCGCGACUCAACUACCUGCAUCAGCGACUGCUCCAGCGUCUCCAGCCCGGAACUACUGAGUCCUCACAAGCCAACUUCCUGCAACACCAGCAGGCGCAGCAGCAACAGCAACAGCAACAGCAGCAGCAGCAGCAAUUCCAGGGCUUCAACUACAACGCAGGCUUUGGACUUCCUGGAUCGUUCGCUGCCUCCGAACUGAUGUACUGAGCUGGCUGUGCGCGGCUACAAAAAAAUCUAUCUUGUAUUAUCAUCAACUGUAAUUUUUUAUCUUUAUAUCUUGGAAGUGGUUUAUUUUAUUCUUGUAUAGGCGUUUCUAAUUAUUCAAUUUCUCUUUUAUCAAAGUGUUAUCUCUCUUGUCUUUCAAUUCUGUUUAUGCAAAUGUGUUUCUAAAGAUCGUGUGUAUGCGAAGUGAGUGAACAAAAUGAAAAUACAUAUCUCUGAUCAGCCUUUUCCACUUCUCAGUGAUAAAGAAUCUCCAUUCCUUUCCAAUAGAUUCCUCAGCUAUAUGAUUAUCAACCCGAAAACGCAGCGCUCGGUCUUGUCUCCACCCACUUCCGGCACCUGAGCCGGUGCCCCAUGCUCCCGCUCACA
This is a messenger RNA of Myxozyma melibiosi, 1965 nucleotides long. RefSeq lists its product as uncharacterized. The coding region runs from base 100 to 1581 and encodes 493 amino acids. Gene Ontology annotation, molecular function: DNA-binding transcription factor activity, RNA polymerase II-specific; zinc ion binding. The transcript has 3 exons. The record is from RefSeq and is a predicted model, not a curated record. Gene Ontology annotation, biological process: regulation of transcription by RNA polymerase II. Lineage: Eukaryota; Fungi; Ascomycota; Lipomycetes; Lipomycetales; Lipomycetaceae.